Cladophialophora immunda is the source of this 1045-nucleotide messenger RNA. RefSeq lists its product as uncharacterized. Gene Ontology annotation, molecular function: iron ion binding; procollagen-proline 4-dioxygenase activity; L-ascorbic acid binding. Gene Ontology annotation, cellular component: endoplasmic reticulum. Gene Ontology annotation, biological process: peptidyl-proline hydroxylation to 4-hydroxy-L-proline. Lineage: Eukaryota; Fungi; Ascomycota; Eurotiomycetes; Chaetothyriales; Herpotrichiellaceae. The record is from RefSeq and is a predicted model, not a curated record. The coding region runs from base 194 to 916 and encodes 240 amino acids. The transcript has a single exon.
CAGACAAUCUCUUCGACCUGCGGCCUUGUGUGCCUGUUGAGCGAAAGUCAUCUGGGGCUGUCGUGAGAUGGGCAAACCUUUGGUCCCGCCGACUUCUCUGGAACGUGUUUCUACUGGUCUACAUAUCUGACCGAGCCUGAGGAUCUCUCGCGACGGCCACGUACGAGUACCUUCGAGGCAGUGGUUCCCAUGUAUGGCUCCACGAGGGAAACAGAAGGUUGCAUCCUCUAAGGGCGACACUGUUCAGCCAGCGAACCCCCAGCCGCCAGAUUGGCCUCCUCUAGCUCCGCUCGUACCUCAGGAACACCUGUCUAUCGAGACAGUGGUCCCCGGCCAGAUCUUGGUCAUCCGCAACAUCUUCACUUCCACCUUGUGCAGGAACUUUGUGUCUUUCCUUUCUUCCUUGCCCUUGAUUACGACGCCGGGGAAGCCGAAGCGAGGGGAGGCAACCCGGGUCAAUGACAGAUUCCAGAUUGACGACCCCAAUUUUGCCAAAAUGCUCUGGGCCCGCAGCGGGAUGCAAUAUCUAGUCAGCUCCUUCGGAGACCAGGCUGUCUUUGGCGGCACGGUGCUCGGGCUGAAUCCAAACAUAAGAAUAUAUCGAUAUCGGCCGGGUCAGUUCUUUGACAAGCAUUAUGAUGAGAGCAAUAAAUUACACUUUGGCGAGGAAAAGCUACCUGCCAAAACUACCUGGACCCUCCUCAUCUAUCUUACAACCUGCGAAGGUGGGGAGACAGCAUUCUACCCGGAAGCCUUGAAGAAAGGCGAGAGAUCGCCGGAACCCAUUGUGGUCGAACUUGAGACCGGGAUGGCCCUCCUCCACAAGCAUGGUGACGAUUGUCUGCUGCACGAAGGCAAAGAGGUCAGGAAGGGCGAGAAGUGGGUAUUGAGGAGUGAUCUUGUCGUGCAGAGGUGAAGCCAAAAGACCGACCGAGAAUCCUUGGGAAUUGGAUAGUUGUAGUUAUCCUGCACUGCUAGUACUGGACACAUGCAUUAGACCCCGUGCUGGAGACAUAGUGCUAUCGCUUUAAAUGCUCGGCAUCUG